ACCUCACUUCUUUUCUACCUCCGAUUCGCCUGGGCACCAAGUUUCAUUCCACCUAUUUGUUCGGCUGCACAGGGCAACAGCUUACUGCCCAUUUCAUAUUCUGACAUCGCUAUUCAAUAUUAUACACGGCAUAAUCAACUACGAGUACUCGCGUCCUAUCCUUAAUAAACGUUUCGAUAAUGUCGACUCAAUAUACACGUGUCCCUGAAGACGAGCAUGACGACUCGCAAAUCCCGGAGUCACCCAUCCGCAGUACACCCCGCGUUCUCCAGCCCGGCCUCACGCUGCAUACGGACUCCAGCUACACAUACAGCUACGGACCGCCCGGACUCGCAGGCCUCUGGGCAAACGGUUUCGUCCUUAUAUGCGCGGUGUUCGCGUCGAUAGGCGGCAUGAGCUUCGGAUAGCUAAUGUCCUCGUGAUGGAUGAUUUCGUGAGACGGUGGCCCGUAACCCCAUUACAGAAGGGCGCGCUCACUGCGGUCUUGGAAUUCGGGGCACUCGUGGGCGCGCUAGCAUCAGGUGUAUUGGCCGACAAGUACUCUCGGAGGCACUCCAUCUUCGCGGCAUGUGUGGUUUUCACCAUCGGGUCCCUGUUUCAAUGCCUCGCUCAGACCAUCGUGCACCUCUUCAUCGGCCGCGCAGUCGGUGGCAUCGGGGUCGGCGCUCUCAGCAUGUUGUCCCCGUUAUACAUCUCCGAAAUCAGCCCGCCCGAAGUCCGCGGCACGCUCAUUGCCCUAGAGCAGUUUUCCAUCGUGUUGGGUGUGGUCGUCGGGUUCUGGAUUGGGUUCUUUACGCGGAACAUCCCUAGUUCGGCGUCAUGGCGGAUUCCCUUGGCCGUUCAGAUCAUCCCUGGCUUACUUCUCGCGUUUGGCGCCAUCGUCCUUCUGCCUCCUUCUCCGAGGCUGCUCGUUCUCAAAGGCCGAUAUGAGGACGCGGAGGCUAGCUUGAUCAAGCUACGUGGACGGGAUGACGAUUUGACCAGGCUCGAGAUGCUCGAAAUGCGUGUCGAAGCGACAUUGAUCAACGAAGCAGACGGGAAGCACUCGAAGCGGAACGAGUUAUCUUCCUGGGGUCGGCUGUUGAGCAAGAAGUACCGGGCAAGGACGUUGAUCGGCGUGUUGAUGAUGGUCUUCCAGCAGUGGAGUGGCAUCAAUGCCCUCGUGUACUAUGGGCCCACGCUCGUCAAGAGUUUCGGUCUCAAAGGCGACACGGUGGGGCUCAUUGUGUCUGGCGGCAUUGGAAUCGUCCAGUUUCUUGCUGUGGGACCCGCUAUAGUGUAUAUCGAUCGACUGGGCCGGAAGCCUUUACUGCGAGGUGGUAGUACUGUUAUGACGCUCUCGCACCUGACCAUCGCCCUCCUUGUGUACCAAUUCCAGUCCGACUGGGCUUCUCACCCAUCCGCGGCUUGGGUCGCCGUCGCUGGGGUCUACACAUUCACGUUUGCUUACGGAGUGUCCUUUGGCCCGAUCGGAUGGGUGCUGCCGAGCGAGGUGUUUCCGCUGUCUGUCAGAGGCCGCGGUGUGGCGCUUUCCACGGCCUCAAAUUGGAUCAACAACUUCUUCAUUGGCCUGGUGACGCCGGUGAUGAUGGACAUCUCUCCCUCGGCCACAUUCUUAACCUUUGCCUCGGCAUGCUUCGCUGCGUAUCUUUGGUCAACCUACGGAAUACCUGAAACAGCCGGGGUUGCUUUGGAGGACAUGGAUCGGGUGUUUGGAACGGAUGCUGGUCGCGAAGAUGCUGCCAGGCGCAGGCAGCUUGAGGAGGAGCUUGGGCUGCGAGCUUUGCUCGCGGAGAGUGCCGCUUCGUAGGGCUUCGUACGUCUGUGGCUUUCUUUCGGUUUAUCAUAUGUGCUUUCGGGACUCGGACCACCGAUACUAUCGCCUCGCAUGGGCCGCUAUCCUCCGUCUGCACUGCAAGAACGGCGUUCCUGGCAGCAUCUCCAUCCUAGCCGGAAAUAGCUUUAAUCUAAGUUUAGGCUAGAACUCGCCCGGCUAGAAGCCGUCCGAAGCUCUUCGGGUGACAGGUACCGGGCAGGAUUCAUAAUAUACAUAUGCUGUCCUCCGGGCUGCGUUCUUUCUCCCUUCCAUCGGCUUCUUCUCACCGUCCAGACGCCCGUUUACUGCUCCUUCCUUCCAGCCAUGUGUCGCAGCCUCCAGCUCUGUUUUACUGCUCUUCUCGCCGCCUCGGUGGCCGCAGCCCUCAGUGUGCAAGCGCCAACCGCGGUCGCCUCAACUCAGAUGACGAAUAUAACGUGGACCCCCGACCAGCCCUGCACCCCUUUCUCGGUUGAGCUCGUCCACAAAGCUUUCCACGACACGUUUGCCAUCGCCAACAACGUCAACUGCACCCUUGGCCAAAUCUCUGUCGUGAUCCCGGAUGUUCCUUCAGCAUCAGACUAUAGUCUCGAGUUCGUCAAUGUCACGGACAUCAAUGAUGUCUUCGCGACCAGCCCUGGCUUCUCGAUAGCCCCGGCACCCAGCACCUCAAGUGCUCCCCAAUCGAGCACUGCUUCUGUGCAGAGUGAUAGCGGGCUGGCUGGAAGUGCUACCUCAACGACGCCGGCGAACGCGACUCCCUCGUCCCCAGCAGCAAGUGCUGCUUCCGUAUCGGGAUCGGUGGCCUCAGUGGCGAGUUCCGCUGCUUCCAGUGCGGCCAGCGCAGCUUCGUCAAAUGCUGCAGUCGGUCGUGCACCAGGCACUGCAGGAGCAGCGCUCGCUGUUUCUGUGGGACUUCUCGCUGGCCUUUGGGUGUAGGGCGCAUGACUGUUCUAUGAAGCUACUGCUCCGACGUUGGACAUGACUCGUUACUCUACUUCCCCAUAGUGUGGUAUGCAGUCCUCCACACACAUUUAUGUGAUAUUUUCCUGGCGUGCACGCACGUGUGUCGUGUUGCUGACAAUGGCAGUGCCAAUGCUCUCCAUUUCACAAGAGGAACCCGCUUUUGGCUGUCAACGUUGGAUAAACUAGAUUAGAGUCCCCCUUCCUUUCAUUCCACUCCGACCGCCCGCUACGACAACGUAGAGAGUUGUAUAAGACCGAGGGAUGCUGACUGAAACGACACCCCUCCUCCCGUCCCUCGCCACGGCCGUCUCCGUCGUCCGCGAGCGUAAGGCUCGUUUCGAAUGGCUCGCACCGCUGCUCCUCAUUACCGGUCUCGCGCGCGGCAUGUCGAUGUAUGCACGAUUCGAGGGGUACCAGCACUCGAUAUGCCCCGCCGAACCGCCAUGGUCGCCCUGCGGCUCUUUCACGACAUGGCUGGCGCUGCCCACCACAUUCACGUACUCGCAUGCUAACGCUGAGUAUCUGCGCGUUUACUUCGACCUCUGGGCGUCGUUCGCGUCGUUCGUCGUGUCGUUCCUGACGAUCGGGUUUUGGAGCGGGCUCGGUGACAAGCGGGGGAGGCGGAUUCCGCUUCUUGGGGCCCUGUGUGGGCUGGUUCUUGGGGACCUCGUGCACAUUCUUCUUUCCUGGAUACACAUUGCACCCACUGAUGCGGGUGACAUAAUGUCUGUGGGGAUCAUGCUCGAGGGUGCGGUGGGCGGUGGAUAUCUGGGAUACUUUGCUGCAGCGCGUGCAUACGCCUUCGAUGUCGCUGAAACACCCAUAUCUCGUGUGACGCUUUUCGGGCUGAACGAUGCGCUGGGGCUGGCCGGGUUCUUCUUCGGCGCCAUUCUCGGACAUCUCGCAGGCUGGCGGAUUGCCUACAUCAUCUCUGCCUCUCUAGGGCUCGUCUCGCUCGCUUACGCGUUCUUGGUGCUCCCAGAAUCGCUCCCCGUCUCGAGCUCCCCCGCUUCCUCGUCACUUCCCGUUGCCGGCACAGCGAUGCCACGCCGUCGUCGGCGUGCUUCUCCACUUAUAUCCAUUGUACGGCCGAUUACGACGUUCUUAGGAAAUGGGGUCACCAAGAUGUAUCUGCCGACGUUCGGCCUCGCGUUUCUGCUGUAUUCUUUCUCUGCGGGUGGAAUGGAUAGCGGGCUCGUUGGAUAUACCACGUUCCUGCAUUCUCUUCCGACUUGGCUGGUCCUCCUUACACCCCACGUUGUGUCUCUACUCGCGCUGCUCAUCCUUCUGCCCCUUGCAGCGCACGUGUACACUCUCAAGUACCGGACGUCGUACCAGUCGUCGGAACUGCUGUCGGUCUCGUUCCUGCGCAUCCUGACGCAGAACGCCAUCUUCAUCGACCUUAUCUCGGCGCUGGGGAUCGUCGUGUUCUGUCUCCCGGACCACGCACACGCUUUGUACGACCUCCUCGCUGUCUUCCACCCACUGUCUGUGAUUGCGCGCCCGGGUAUCUGGGCGCUGGGUGCCGGGUAUCUCGUCUCGCUGGGCAAGGAGCUGGAGGUGGGCCGGUUCUUUGGCGCGCUGAGCGUCUGGAGCGGUUUUGCUGAAGUAGUAUCGCACUUCUUUUAUGGACCCGGGAGCGAGAUAUUUUGGUUCUCCACGUUCCUCCUCGUGACCAGUCUCAUGACGCUGCUGCUGUCGAAGUCAAUUCCAGGAGAGGAUGAGGAUGGUCCUUGGGAUGAUUAGAUCUAUGAUGGACUGCAGAUAUUUAUGCGUGCGACCAGUUCAACUUCACACAGGCUCAGGAUGAUACAAUCCGGUUUUCUUCAUUGUUCAUUCAUGUUUCUAAACGGAGCUCACGAUUGUAAUGAUUAACGCCACACCGGACCAUUUUCAAACAUGAGGGUUGCUCGUCUGGCCGCAUCUGGCCACCAGUGGACAGUGCACACUCCUCGGGGUUGAAUAUCAUCAUGUGAGAUAUGUUCAACUUUGCCCCAUCCCGAUAAGUCCCUGGAUCUUUUUCACGCAUACGAAAAGAUAGGCGCUCUACAAGUUCUUUCAGAGAGAGAUCUGGUAUGAGCUGCUUUCCCACAGUGUCAUGUGAAGCGGUGAACGGAAACCAAUUGCUCGAGCGGAUAAAAUCCGGCAUGCUGAUUGUUCGGGGAAUAGAAUUAAUGUUGAGCAGUGGCGUUGUUAUGUCUGCGUCGAUUAGUGGCUAAAUCACUUCGUUGUGG
This is a messenger RNA of Mycena citricolor, 5016 nucleotides long. The record is from the annotation of a GenBank genome assembly. Lineage: Eukaryota; Fungi; Basidiomycota; Agaricomycetes; Agaricales; Mycenaceae.